Molecule: messenger RNA, 1688 nt
Organism: Dermacentor andersoni
Lineage: Eukaryota; Metazoa; Arthropoda; Arachnida; Ixodida; Ixodidae
Source: RefSeq, a predicted model, not a curated record
CGCGAUGCCAAUGUCUCGUGUCGCGUACGGCUGCAGUUCACGUGACAGUCCCAGCAAGACAGUGCGGGUUUUCCGAUUUCCGUGGGUAAAACGGGAUCGACAGCGCCGUGAAGCCUGGAUUAGGGCUGUGAAGCGGCAACAUGCGCAAGGGCGUCCAUGGCAGCCGUCAGCAGCAUCUCGACUCCGCGGGAAGCACUUUGUGACAGGGGCGCAUUCGCUGUCACCCAGACAUCCGGACUUCAUACCGACGCUGUUCGUGUACACAGACCAGUUCAGAAAGAAGGACGUGGUCGACCGUCAUGUUCGUACCGCGGCGCGUUCCAAGAGGAAAACAGGCGCUCUACCAACAGCAGGUACAGAGGUUUCAGGUCAAGGAGGAACUUGUAAAGGUCACAGUGAUGGGGAAGGAAGCAGACACAUCCUGUGUUCAGGGUGCAGAGCUGCUUGCAACAUCCCCAAUGCUCACUGAGCCACAGGAGGUCCUAGAGCCAACGCCCUUAAGCAGAGAGGAGAACACUGACCACCUAUUAACUGAAAAUGUGGCGUUAGAACGGAAAGUCAGGGGAUAUAGAACUGCAAUGCACAAAGCUAAAACGCUGCACUUGUUCUGUGGAUACUAUUCACAAAUCGUCUUUUAAGUUUUGUACGGGACUGCAAAUAAAGGAACAGUUUGAAGCACUCUUUAAGCACAUUGAAAAGAAAUGCAGAACGCAUGGUUUAUUGGGAUGGAGGAAAAACACAAGCAAAGGAAAGACAGCUCUUCAAGCGCGAAGAACUUUUCAUGGUGCUGUAUAGGCUCAGGACUGGUGUUUGUGCCAAGGAAGUGGCUCGAAUGUUUGGAAUUUCUCAGUCAUGCCUUAGUCGCAUCUUUUGUACAUGGUUCAUUUUUCUCGAUAAAGAGCUUUCAGCAUUGACAAGGUUUCCCACAUUAGCAGAGAUCAAAAGGCACAUGCCAAUGGCAUUCAGUGACUUCUCAAACACUAGAGUCAUCCUUGAUUGCACAGAGGUGAGAAUCCAAAGACCUUCAAAACUACAGGCACAGAGGCAUACUUUCUCCUCGUACAAGCAUUAUGACACGUUCAAAGCACUUGUUGGGGUAACACCAGAUGGCUAUGUUUCAUUUGUGCCAGAUUUGUGGGGUGGGCAUGUUUGGCGAAGUUGUCGAAAAAUCGGGCCUACUGGGUUUAUUAGAUGCGGGGGACGGUGUGAUGGUCGACAAAGGCUUUAGGUUGGAGGGCGUUUUGCCACCAUCUAUUCAAAUCCGCAUGCCACCAUUUAAAAUGGGGAACCAAUUGUCAGCUAGUGACGUGAUUGCCAUCCAAAAAAUAGCUGGCGCUAGGAUCCAUGUUGAGAGAGUCAUAAGACGUAUCAAAGAAUUUCAUUUUUUAGACAAACCACUGCCAAUCAACAUGCUCGACAUUACUGACAGUGUUUGUAGGACUUGCGCUUUUUGUGCAAUUUUCUACAGCCAAUCAUUUCAAUCAAUAAUGAGAACAAGUAGCCAGCUCGCACAUCUCUACUUUAAAUGAGCCCCCUUUACAAUGCUUAUGACCAGAAGAGACCAGACUGUAACAACAGUAUACUCUCAUACUAUAUCACGUGUACUUACGACGCUGUCUACUGUGCUACCUCCUGAGGAAAUUUGUAUUUUGCAUCUCUAUGAAUAAAUGAUACUGCUUUUUCAGUUA